Durio zibethinus is the source of this 2069-nucleotide messenger RNA. RefSeq lists its product as uncharacterized. The record is from RefSeq and is a predicted model, not a curated record. Gene Ontology annotation, molecular function: protein binding. Lineage: Eukaryota; Viridiplantae; Streptophyta; Magnoliopsida; Malvales; Malvaceae.
UAUAAUUCCACUUUCACAUUUCAAUCGGCAAAGAAAAUAAAGCGCUCGCUCUUGAGGUUUUUCUUUUCCCACAUCAAGAUAUCAAAGAUCAGAGGAUUGAAAGAUCAAAGAAAAGAAAGGCGAGAUCCAUCAAAAUUAAAUAGAGAAAAAAAUGGAAAUAGGGAAAGAGAGCGAGUUGGUUCGGCGAUGCAUAGAAGCAGCUUGCUUAAGCAGAGAGAGCGUAGAGAAAUGGCGGAGACAAAGGAGAACUCUGGAACGAUUGCCUUCUCACCUUUCUCAAUCUCUCCUUCGAAACCUCCUCCAUCGCCGCCUCCUCUUCCCUUCCUUACUAGAAAUAUUCAAGUAUAGUGUGGAGGAGAUAGAUCUAAGAGGAGAGAAUUGUGUAGAUGCAGAAUGGAUGGCGUAUUUAGGCGCAUUUCGUUAUCUACGAUCCCUCAAUCUAGCUGAUUGUUAUAGAAUUAAUAAUUCUGCUAUUUGGUCCAUAGUAGGGAUGACUAGUCUGAAGGAAGUGGACCUUUCGCGUUGCAUGAAGGUUACUGAUGCUGGCGUUAGGCAUCUUAUAUCCAUUUCAACUUUGGAAAAGUUAUGGAUUUCAGAAACUGGCGUCACUGCAAAUGGGGUUGCGCUGCUCUCUUCACUUAAGAAUUUGUCUAUAUUAGACUUGGGUGGCUUGGCUGUUACAGAUAAUGCUUUGAAUUUUCUCCAGGCAUUGACAAAGCUGCAGCACCUUGAUCUUUGGGGGAGCAAAAUAUCUAACAAAGGGGCUUUGGUUCUUCGAAGGUUCCCCAAGCUGAGCUUCCUCAAUCUUGCUUGGACCAAUGUCACAUGCUUUCCAAAUCUGUCAUCGAUUGAAUUUUUAAACAUGAGUAAUUGUACCAUUGAUUCUAUCCUUGAAGGCAAUGGUGAUAAAGCUCCUUUAAUGAAGCUUAUUUGUGCUGGAGCAACUUUCAUGAAUGAGGCUGAGGUCUUUUUAUAUAUCAAAACAAGUUUCUUAUCCUUGCUGGAUGUAUCCAACUCUUCCCUUACGUGGUUCUGCUUUUUAGCUGAUAUGAAAAUGCUUGAACAUUUGGAUCUCAGCUCUAGCAUCUUCGGGGAUGGUUCUGUUGAAAUGAUUGUAUGUAUUGGAGCAAGUCUGAAAAAUCUAAAUCUAAGCAGCACAAGAGUCAGCUCUGUUGGGAUAGGGAUGUUAGCUGGACAUGUACCCAAACUUGAAAUUUUAUCUUUAUCUCACACAUCAAUAGAUGAUGUUUCCUUGUCAUAUAUCAGCUUGAUGCCUUCACUUAAAGUUAUUGACCUAAGCAACACAAACAUUAAAGGUUUUAUUCACCAGAGAGGCACAGAGUCACAAAUGGAUAGCACACUAACAGCACUUCAAAAUCUCAGUUAUUUGGAGAGCUUAAACUUGGAGCAGACACAAGUUAGGGAUCUUGAUUUGUACCCGUUAUCUAGUUGCAAAGAACUGAGCCAUUUAUCUCUCAAAUGUUUUUCCCUUACAGAUUCCACCUUGCAUCACCUUUCAUCUCUCCCAAAGCUGACAAACCUUCAUGUCUGUGAAGCUGUGUUAACAAAUAGUGGCCUGGACUCAUUUAGCCCACCAACAACACUGAGAGUACUGGACCUGAUGGGUUGUUGGCUCUUAACUGAAGAUGCUAUCUCAUUGUUCUCAAGGAGACAUCCUCAAGUUGAGAUACGACAUGAAGUUGUUCAAAGCCUUUCGACAGAGCAGCAAAAUAUUUCUGAUCGCCCAUCCUCGUCACAACAAUAUUCGAAAACUUCUCGAGGGAACAAAAAGCAUGGAAAAGUGCCUAUCUCUGAGUUUUUUGUAGAUCAAAGAUUGAAAUAUAGCAGAGGAGAGCUACUUGCACUGCAGUUUUCACCUUUAUCUCUUAAAUCUCUUCAUGAUACAGGUAUUGUAACACCCAAUCAACAAUCAGAUCAAAUGGAUUAAUUCCAUUAACCAAGAGUUAUAUUUCCUUAUACAUGGUACUAUAAUAUUCUCUCUGCAAUUGUAUGAGGAAAUGUUUUUUUUUUUUUUUUGUAAUUUCAAUUUUGAAUAAACUGUUACAAUG